Molecule: messenger RNA, 1608 nt
Organism: Exophiala aquamarina CBS 119918
Lineage: Eukaryota; Fungi; Ascomycota; Eurotiomycetes; Chaetothyriales; Herpotrichiellaceae
Exons: 3
Coding region: 400-1608 (402 amino acids)
Source: RefSeq, a predicted model, not a curated record
CUCCAGGACCUGAGCGAUGUCAGUGGCAAUGAUUUACGCAAGUUCAGCCACGCAGAGUACGAUCGUAGGGAACAAUAUGGUGCUCUUUACGGAGACUUCUAUCGACAGCUUCAAAUCUCCCCUGACCAUCAUUUCAAGUUCUGGGAUGGUGUUCUUCGUUUGAUCCGCAGAAAGCACCUUGAAGAUCUCAAACGAGGGACCCCGGCCAGUAUCAGAAACCUGACUGAUCUUGUACUGCGUGGUUUUGGCUACAUCAUCUGGGCAGAGACGUCCGUCUGGCUGUUACCGUUCCACCAACUGGACGACGAAGAGCAGCCUUUGGAUUAUACGAGGGAAAGAGGUUCAGAGGGUCUCGCGAAUGCCAGGCUAUCUUUGAUAUUGAAUCAACUCUGGCCACGAAUGCGCAAUCUGAUCUUCGAACGCAAACCACCACCAAAGAAGCGAGGACGACAUGCAAGAGCGGUCAGCCCAGCACUCACAGUUGACACGGAAUCGGACAUUGCAUAUCAAGGAGACACGGACACACAUCCCCUGCCAUCGCCCGCACUGACCUACUAUCCGAAGGACGCCGACCUGAGGGCGCGAGUAAUGUCAACCAGACUAAGUCACGAGACUCAAGGCCGCCGCAAGAUGUUGACCAUGCGGCAAGCGGACGACGCGAUACUCGAUCUCAUUGACCGGCUGGCCGAGAUCCGAGCACACACUAACCCACGCGUGUUCGAAGAGUGCUGGGAUCGCCGCAUCGGACGGCUUAAGGAGCUGGACAGUUUUUUCAACACACGAGAAGGGAAUCAAGAGACUAAGAACCAGACAAUGGAAAUCCCCGAGCAGAGAACAUCGGCUCACAAUGCGCCAGCACCACCCCAGGCCCUCUCAAGCCAGCCGUUCGUCUCCACAGGGAGCCCAGUCCAACCUCAGAUGCCUCAUUCGUGCUUGGUCCCUCCAACACCUCCAACACAUAUGUCGAUCUGGAUUAGCACGUGUGGGAUCAUCUCCGCAGCCAGCCUAUUCGGUGUGCCCCUUACCACUGCAUCGGCCAUCUACUCAGCCCACAGCCCUGACGGGCCAACCUCCUCUGUAUCAUCGGCGGCAUACCACUGGCCAAAUGCUCCAGUGCUAAACUCAGACAUCGCGCCGUUCUUCCAAGGUAUGAGUUCACGCGUUGACCCUCCUACUUCUACUAUCCUAGGCUGGGUCCUCAGCUACGGCUGGAACGACCGCUGUCGGUUCAUAUCGAGUGGAUUGACUGAGCUUUGCAACAAUACUAAUGACACUGCGAGUGACCAAAACUCUCAGUGUGGCGAUAAUACACCCGCAUCGACGUCACCUGCCGCCCAAGAAGCAAAUGCCGAACUCGGAUCAGAAAUGGACAUCGACAGCACACCAUCCGCAAACUACAAGACAAACCUGCCAACACAAGCAGCAUUGUUGUCGCCAGGCUCAAAAAUGGCAACAGCCCUCGCCAAGCAAACCGAUGAUUUCGACGAAGAACAGUGGGCGAGCAUCAAACUAGGAUGGCGCGGCUUCCAAGACGACCUGCGCGAGGCUGCACGCAUGGGCGUUAAGGUCUGGCGGAUGAAGGUCUGCGUUUUGAAUCUGACACAGUGA